Molecule: messenger RNA, 1698 nt
Organism: Impatiens glandulifera
Lineage: Eukaryota; Viridiplantae; Streptophyta; Magnoliopsida; Ericales; Balsaminaceae
Product: serine carboxypeptidase-like 34
Exons: 10
Coding region: 110-1561 (483 amino acids)
Biological process (GO): proteolysis
Cellular component (GO): vacuole
Molecular function (GO): serine-type carboxypeptidase activity
Source: RefSeq, a predicted model, not a curated record
UCAUAUUCUAAUACUAAAUACGUUAUACUUCCAAAUCCCAACCCAACCCCCUGUUCCUUUCUUGUUAUAUAAACUUCAAAUUUACAUCCAACAUAUAGAGAGAGGGGAUAUGGGUACUGUCUCCAAAACUCCCUCAAGAAUGUGUCUUUUUGUUCUAAUCAACUUGGCGUUGAUGGCGGCGGCGGCGGCGGCAGCAGGGCGAGUCGAUCCAGAGGUGCUGGCCCGACAAGAGGCUGACCGGGUUGUGAAACUACCCGGACAGCCUCGUGUUGAAUUCAGGCAAUAUUCUGGCUAUGUUAAUGUUAAUGAAAGCCAUGGAAGAGCUCUGUUUUAUUGGUUCUUUGAGGCCUUCAAUGAACCUGAAAACAAACCUCUUCUUCUAUGGCUUAAUGGAGGUCCUGGAUGUUCAUCAAUUGGGUAUGGAGCAGCAGAAGAGUUGGGUCCUUUCUUCCCCAUGAAGAACACAAGAGAUCUCAAAUUCAAUAAACACACAUGGAACAAAGCUGCCAAUCUUCUUUUUAUCGAUUCCCCGGUUGGUGUCGGGUUUUCCUACACAAACACCAGCAGCGAUAUCGCCCAACUUGGCGAUAAAAAUACGGCCUUGGAUUCGUAUAAAUUUCUUUUGGGAUGGUUCAAAAGGUUCCCUCAAUUCAAAUCCCAUGAAUUCUACCUUUCUGGAGAAAGCUAUGCAGGGCAUUAUGUUCCUCAACUUGCUGAGAUGAUCUACGACAAUAACAAGAAAGCUUCAGAGAAGGAACAUAUUAACCUUAAAGGAUUCAUAAUUGGAAACGCAUUGAUGGACGAUGGAACCGAUCAGAGGGGAAUGGUGGAUUACGCGUGGGAUCAUGCAGUCAUAUCGGAUCAAGUCUACCACGAGAUAAACAAAAAAUGCGUCUUCAAUUUCAGUGAGCUGAAUCCGCCUCUGGCUUGCAACAAAGCUCUCAAUAAGUACUUCGAAGUCUACAAUCUCAUUGACAUGUACAGCCUUUACGCACCCACAUGUCCCAAACCAAGAAAGCACCAGCGAACCCCCAUCAAAGGGGCCGCACCUAAACUCUUCUCCAAGUUUGAGAAAUGGCACAUGAAACCAUCUGGGUACGAUCCAUGCACCACUGCUUACACAGAGGCAUAUAUGAACCGACCUGAAGUUCAGCGAGCGCUACAUGCCAACGUCACCAACAUCCCUUAUCGUUGGACUCAUUGCAGUGAUGCUAUCAAUAACUGGAAAGAUGCCCCCUUUUCCAUCCUACCAAUCAUCAAGAAACUAAUUUCAGGCGGCUUAAGGAUAUGGGUUUACAGUGGGGACACCGAUGGAAGAAUCCCAGUAACCUCGACAAGAUUAACCCUAAACAAGCUUGGUUUAAAAACAAAGAAAGAAUGGUCUCCUUGGUACACUAAUAUACAACAGGUUGGUGGGUGGACAAUUGAGUAUGAAGGGCUUACAUUUGUAACAGUAAGGGGAGCAGGGCAUGAAGUACCAACAUUUAAAGCUAAGGAGGCUCUUCAGCUAAUCAGACAUUUCUUACUGAAUAAGAAGUUGCCAUCGACUCCAUUUGAUUGAUCGAAUAAUCCAGUUUACAUGUAGCAAAUUAUAGCAGUAGCAGUAAUUCUUUCUAUACAAACCAAUUUGAAGGCAGCAAAUGCAUCACUUUAUUAUCUGCUAAACUUUCUAUACAAAUCCCAACUUUGAUUUUCAUA